AUGGAGAGAGGUGUCCAAAACAAUCUGAACGAACGUAUUAAGCCUGGGGAACACUUGUUUUUUUAUCGCGGAAAGCCGCCUUCAAAAGUCCAGGGUUUGGCGUCUAGGGUAGUAGAUAUUGACGGCAAAACAAUCUUGCCAAGGAGAGGUGUUGUGUCGUCGGCUGCAAGGGAUCCGGGUAAGUUUAACAUCAUUGAUGAACUGUCCAAAAUUACUGUUCCAGUUGAUGUGAAUGUGAAUGUUCCGGUUCAGCCACCGGAAUUUGAGACUGUGGGUUUAAGUUACGAGGCUAGGGAUAAUCGUGUUCAACAGCCGGGUGAAGGCUCUUCCUCCAAACCGAUGUCAUAUGCUGAUACAGUUGUUGCUAAUGAUUUGAAAAAAAGUGAUCGUAUUGCGUUCCCUGUAGUUGAUUAUUAUGUUCGAACCCAUUGGAAGAAGUAUGGAUUAUUAAAAACUAUGAUGAACGCGAAUGGAUUCUUCUUUUUUAAGUUUAAUGAUGAAGUUGGAUUGUCGAAUGCUCUGAAAGACGGGCCUUGGAUCAUUAGGUCACAGCCAUUAUUUCUGGAUGUUUGGACUCCAACAACUAAGCUAGAAAAGAAGGAGGUUAAAAAGGUUCAGGUGUGGGUCAAAAUUCAUGAAGUUCCUCUAGCGGCCUAUACGGAGGAUGGUCUUAGCUUGAUUGCAACUACUAUUGGGGAACCGAAACUGCUUGAUUCUUUUACGACGUCUAUGUGUAUUGAUGCUUGGGGGCGAAGUAGCUAUGCUAGAGCGUUGAUUGAGAUCUCGGCUGAGAAUGAAUUACGAGAGGAAAUUACAAUGGCUAUUCCGGAACCGGAUGGAGAGGGUUUUAGUAAAGAGACUAUGUAUGUUGAGUAUGAGUGGAGUCCGCAUCGGUGUGCUAGCUGCUGUGUCUUCGGUCAUUCGACUGAUAUGUGCCCGAAACAUCAAAAAAAACAACCUAAGGUGGUGUAUGAGAAUCAUAAUCGCAAUGGUCAAAAGAUUUAUCCUGCUAAGAAGGCUCCUAUUGUGGAUCAAGACGGAUACACUGGAGUGUAUGGUAAGAAAGCGGCUAGGAAAGUUGGUAUUCCUGUUAAUAAACAAAAGUCUAAAUUUGAAUAUCGACCUGUCGGUUCUAAACCUAAAGGUGAUGUUAGUAAGGAAUCGGUUCGUAUUGAUAGUAGAUCGAACAACCCGUUUGAUGUGCUUAAUGACGUGGAGGACGAGUCGGGUUCUAGUAAGAAGAAAACGGAUUUGAAUAAUGAGGAUUCUGAUGAUGAUGAGGUUAUUGAGGUGGAAACUGAAAUGGAUGGGUUUAUGACGGAGGGUACUCGAAAUACUAAUAGUAAAGGGGCAAGCACUCCUUCUCCGAAAGUUACCAAUGACGUUGGUAACUUAAGUAAAGUAUGUAAUGCAGUUUUCCGAUCUUGGGAAUGGACUUCGAAUGGGAAUUGUUGUUCUAAGGGCACUAGAAUUAUUAUUGGAUGGAACCCGGCCAUUUUUGAUGUUAUGGUCUUGGCGCAAUCUAAUCAGGUUAUGCAUUUACAGCUCGUGUUCAAAUUGGAUAAAAGAAUGAUGUUUUGUUCAAUCGUGUAUGCUGAAAAUUAUUACAUGGCCCGGAGAGAUGUUUGGAAUAAUCUUUCUAUACACAAAGUGCUUGUUGCGGGCAAACCAUGGUGCAUUAUGGGAGAUUUUAAUACGGCUCUCAACAUAGAGGAUAACUCUAUGGGAUCGUCAUCGAUUUCCACUGGUAUGCGUGACUUUCAAGAGUGUGUAGAUAAUAUUGAAGUCGUUGACAUCAACCGUAUGGGGAUUCAUUUUACUUGGAGUCAAAAGCCAAAAAAUGGGGUAGGGUUGCUAAAGAAGCUAGAUCGAGUAAUGGGAAAUAUGAAUUUUAUUGCUGAAUUUCCGAAAUCCGUGGCUAUUUUUAAACCGUAUAGACUCUCGGACCAUUGUCCUUGUAUUCUAUUGUUCCCGAAUGCUACUAGACUGAAACCGAGGUCGUUCAAGUUUGCGAAUUUUCUGGUUUUUAAACCGGAGUUCCAGGAGAUUGUUAAUAACAACUGGACUUCUAAUGUCAAUGGUGUUCACCAGUUCAAAGUGGUUAAAAAGCUUCGUUUACUUAAGCAUCCGCUGCGUUCUCUCUUAUUUAAGCAAGCCGAGAAUGUUAUUAGCCGUGAUCUUCAAGAAGCGUUACUUGACGAAGAGCGAUUUCUGAAACAAAAAUCUAAAGUAGAUUGGUUAAGUGCGGGAGAUAUGAAUUCUGUGUUUUUUCACUCUUCUCUGAAAAUGAAAAAUCAUUGUAGUCGUAUUGAAGUAAUUAAAGAUUCGGAUGGGAACCUUUAUGAGGGUGAUACGGUGUUCCACCCGUUUGUUAAGCAUUAUGAAAGAUUUUUUGGGUCGCAAGGUGAUACGUCCCUUACUCCGGCUCCGGAUUUAUUUUCUAAAAGGCUCUCUCCUCAGGUAGCUCAACAUAUGAUCCGCCAAGUCUCGCCAGAAGAAGUUAAGAGGGCGAUGUUCGGUAUCGGUAUUGAUAAAGCCCCGGGCCCUGAUGGUUACACUGCGGCGUUUUUUAAAUGUGCAUGGCCGAUUGUGGGGAAUGAUGUUACUUGUGCUAUCAUUGAUUUUUUUGAGACAGGGAAACUUCUUCGUGAAUUGAAUCAUACGAAUAUCGUGCUUAUUCCGAAAACUCCUACCCCUUCGACGGUCAGUGACUAUCGUCCGAUUGCUUGUUGUAAUGUGCUAUACAAAUGUAUCAGUAAAAUCGUUGCGGAUAGGAUUAAGGGGGCGUUGAACGAUAUUGUUAGUAUAAAUCAAUCGGCUUUUGUUCCAGGGAGGAGAAUUUCGGAUAACAUUCUGUUGACGUAA
Molecule: messenger RNA, 2865 nt
Organism: Helianthus annuus (common sunflower)
Lineage: Eukaryota; Viridiplantae; Streptophyta; Magnoliopsida; Asterales; Asteraceae
Exons: 4
Coding region: 1-2865 (954 amino acids)
Source: RefSeq, a predicted model, not a curated record